Talaromyces rugulosus is the source of this 1476-nucleotide messenger RNA. RefSeq lists its product as uncharacterized. Gene Ontology annotation, biological process: response to hydrogen peroxide; hydrogen peroxide catabolic process. The record is from RefSeq and is a predicted model, not a curated record. The transcript has 7 exons. Gene Ontology annotation, cellular component: cytoplasm; peroxisome; mitochondrion. NCBI's taxonomy places the organism in Eukaryota, Fungi, Ascomycota, Eurotiomycetes, Eurotiales, Trichocomaceae. Gene Ontology annotation, molecular function: catalase activity; heme binding. Bases 1 to 1476 code for a protein of 491 amino acids.
AUGCCGAAACCUGUAUUCACGUUGGCAGAAGGCCAGCCAGUUGCAGACCCAUCCGUUAGUACUACGUUGCCUACUACUAUUGGCAGCGGAGGCCUCACGACUUUGGGUGACACCCUCCUUAUCGAGACGCUUACGCACUUUAACCGCGAGCGUAUUCCUGAACGAGUUGUUCAUGCCAAAGCUGCAGGAGCUUGGGGCGAGUUCGAGGUCACCAGCGAUAUAUCCUCCCUCACCUCGGCCAAGUUCCUCAAUGGCGUGGGCAAGAAAACCCCUGUGCUUUUCCGUCUUAGUACCACUGGCGGUGAGAAGGGCAGUGCAGACACCGUCCGGGAUGUGCGAGGCUUCUCUGUCAAGUUCUUCACAGAGGAUGGCAACCACGACAUUGUAGGGAACCAUGUUCCGGUGUUCUUUGUACGUGAUCCAGUGAGGUUUCCGUCCCUAAAUCGAAGUCACAAAAGGCAUCCCGCCACUAACCGGCCGGAUUGGACUAUGUUCUGGGACUUCCAUGUCAACCAGCCGGAGAGCGUCCACGCUUUGGUCCACCUGUUUGGCUCUCGCGGUAUUCCUGAUUCGAUCCGUCGAGUGACAGGUUUUGGUGUGCAUACCUUUAAAAUGGUGGCAGCUGAUGGCAGGUUCCGCUAUUGCAAAUUCCACUUCCGGCCGACUCAGAACAUCACCCAUUUUUCCGGACAAGAAGCCACCCGCGUGGCUGGGGCAAAUGCUGAUUUCCAUACUCAGGACCUGUGGGAUGCCAUCUCUGGUGGACAGUUCCCAACCUGGAAACUGUACGUGCAGGUGAUGGAGCUCGAGCAGGCGGAGACCUACGGCCGCGCUCUGUUUGACAUCACGAAAGUCUGGCCGCACAAGGACUUCCCCUUGAUUGAAGUUGGCCAGAUGACUCUAAACAAGAAUCCAGAGAAUUAUUUCGCCGAGAUCGAACAAGCGGCUUUCUCGCCUUCUAACAUGGUCCCUGGGAUUGCCAUGACACCUGAUCCUAUGUUGCAGGCACGCAUGUUUGCCUAUCCUGACGCUCAGCGAUACCGCCUGGGAGUGAACUACACGCAACUCCCUCCAAAUCGUGCAAUCUGCCCUGUUUACGCCCCCUAUGAGCGCGACGGCAUGGGAACCGUGACCCGAAACUAUGGCGGUGACCCCAACUACGUGCGUAGUACGUUAAGCCCAGGUGUGCCCAGCCAGGUGGUUUCAGACGUGCGACACACCGAACGCAUCGCACAUAAUGCUAUCCUCGGCCAGAAUGAGAUUUUGGUUGAUGAUGAGGAUUACGUCCAACCACGAGAGUUAUGGAACAGGGUCUUUGAUGAGACCGAGAAAAGGCAAUGGGUGGCCAAUGUGUCGGAGACCUUGGAGAGCGUGCCUGCACAGCUGAAGGAGGCUGUCAUUGCAAUGUUCAGCAAGGUCGAUCCUCGUAUUGGUCAAUUGAUAGAUGCUAAGACUAAGAAUAGCUCACACCUUUGA